Aspergillus nidulans FGSC A4 is the source of this 849-nucleotide messenger RNA. RefSeq lists its product as uncharacterized. NCBI's taxonomy places the organism in Eukaryota, Fungi, Ascomycota, Eurotiomycetes, Eurotiales, Aspergillaceae. Bases 1 to 849 code for a protein of 282 amino acids. The record is from RefSeq and is a predicted model, not a curated record. The transcript is spliced from 5 exons. Gene Ontology annotation, molecular function: arsenite methyltransferase activity.
AUGAUUCAAGACACCUACUCCGAGGUGCAAUCCCGCUACGGCAGCAUCGCGAAACAAACAAACGCAGACACCAACGAAAAUAAAGACGACACCGAAGACAAACUCGCUCAAGCCUUCGGAUACACCGCAGCAGAGCUCUCUUCUCUCCCCGGUAAGGCAAAUCUAGGCCUGAGUUGUGGGAACCCCAUUGCGUUCGCAAAUCUUAAGCCGGGAGAGACAAUUGUUGAUUUGGGCAGCGGCGGCGGCAUUGAUGUCUUCCUAGCUGCUCGUAAGGUCGGCCCGGAGGGGAGGGCUAUUGGCGUUGAUAUGACUGAGGAAAUGAUUACGCUCGCGACCACCAAUGCAAAGAAGGCUAAUUUCCCCAAUAACCAAGUCCAAUUCAUCAAAGCCCCCAUCACCUCAAUUCCGUUACCUGAUUCCAGCGCCGACUGCAUCAUCAGCAACUGCGUUAUCAACCUAGUUCCCAAGGAUGCAAAGCCCAUUGUCUUUGCUGAAAUUGCCAGGCUGUUAAAGCCCGGUGGCCGAGUUGCCAUCAGUGAUAUACUGGCACGGAAGCCCUUAAGUCCGGCCUUUGUGAGCGAUAUUGCGCUGUAUGUAGGUUGCGUUGCGGGAGCAAGUCUGGUGGAGGAGUACGAGGACUGGUUGGGAAGGGCAGGGCUUAAAGAUGUGUUGAUUGUUGAUACAAAGGCGGAUAUCAACCUGUAUAAACAGACCUUGGACUCCAGUCCAGCGGACAGCUGCUGUGCGCCUAAAGAGUCGGUUCAAAUCCCGGCCGCAAAUUUUUCAGAUGUUGACUUCAAUGAGUGGGUCGGUUCAUUUCAGAUCUAUGCUGUCAAGGGUGGUUUCUGA